GCUUGGGACAGGUUUAGUUCGGCUGCAGAGGCCGGUGUGUUAGCUUGGGCUUUAUUGGAAAAGUUGAGUGGCGAUACCCUGUGCGGGGGAGUAAUCCGCAGUUAUGAGAAAUAAAAUGUGAUUGAUUAAUGAGUUUGAUCGACUGGUUGUUUCGUGCACACGUUUGAACUAUAUUUUAUCGUUGCGCGAUAAGGAAUCAUGCCUCGAUACAUGUGUCGAUUAGCUACUGUUAGAGAGGAGUAACCCCGGUGCCUCUCCGUGAGCACCCAUUCAGGAUGUAUUUCUUUUUUGUUUUGGCCUCGCUGAUGGUUGCCAGUGCGCCAGGCGCGCUAGCAUACCUAUCAGCGGGCUUGAAGGAUCAGCUACUGUCGGACGUGCUGUUGCGUGAGAUAGUGGACCGGAUGGGCAAGGACAUCGCCGAGGCGGCCGACUCGUACAUCGACCCGAUGGACGAGUUCCCGGGCCGGUUGGCGAUGAUGGCGCGCGCUAGCAAGGAUCUGGAGUCGGAACAGCUGGACUACGAUGCGCUGCUGGAGGGUAAUCCGAAUCCUUCCCAGCGGGAUCAGGAGUUCCUGCAGCACAGCUCGCUGUGGGGUCACCAGUACGUGUCCGGUGGUGCAGGGGAGGGUCCCCAGCGACCAAAACCGCAGGUCAAGACCGACGCCAGCUUGCCGGCUUACUGCAACCCGCCGAACCCGUGCCCCGUGGGGUACACCGAGGACCAGGGCUGCACGAUGGACUUUGAGAACACGGCGGCUUUCAGUCGGGAGUACCAGGCGGCUCAGGACUGCAUGUGCGACGGCGAGCACAUGUUCAACUGUCCGGCCCCGCAGCAAAGCGAGUCCGGUUCUGGGCCGAUGGACUCGGAUCUGGAGAACUUUAUCGCGCGCCAGUUCCACACCCAGGAGCACAAGAACCUGGUCGCGAAGAAGUUCCACGUGAAGAAGAGUUCCAACCCAUUCUUGGAAGGUGAGAAGCUCCCGAUCGCGGCCAAGAAGGGCUUCCACGUGAAGUUCUAAGCGGACAGGACGCACGCAACAGUAGCGGCUCGACAAUCGGAGCUCCCGGGACAUCAACGAUGACGGACACCAGGCGCACCCACAACGGACUACGGCACAAGUACAUCUAGGUAUAUAUAUUUAUACUUGUAACUUUUUCUUAUGCAUACAGAUGUAAAUUACACUUACACUUUUGUAGUGGCUAAUGCAAACAUAACUACUACUAUUGCCAGUAGAAUAGCGAAAGUUUCCCCACACAAACAACAACAAAAAAUAACAAAAUUUCCAGUCUUCUGAACAAUCUUGAGCAUCAUUUUCCCUGCGAAAUUUUCGAAUCUUCGAAUCGAUGAGAACAUGCGGCACCAUGCCGAAGCACUAAUUGUGUGCUAUUUGAAACAAACAAACAAAAUAUUACUCUAUUGUUGGUGUUUAGCAGAGUAAGGAAUUUAUGGUAAGUUUUACUGUUCCAGGAACAACAGCUAAAUAGUGGACGUACUCCAGAAAUAUCUGAUGAUAGAGAUAAUUGUACUAACCGUCUCAUACUUAUUCAGAAUAUUGUUCGAAACACACAACAGCCAUACAGAGAAUAACUGAACUCUUCUAAGGAGAACAAGUCAGAACAAGCAGCAGAAGAACCGUAUAUGAGGAGGCCCCAAAUUCUGCAAAUUUGAGGAGAUUCUACGAACGACUUGGAGUUCGAACGUUUCAGUUCGAGUUGAGCUUUCGAGCAGCCCGAAACGUUUCAUUCGAGCACCAAGCUCGGUUCGGAGCACACUCCAAGAAGCGAAAGCUAUCCGCGGUGUUGGAAAGCUUUUAUGCUGGGAAAGUGGUAUGAAACAUGAAAGCUCUCCGUUUGAUAUGAAACGUACACUUUUAGAGACAUAUCAUGGAUAACAAAAAAGCUUCAUCUAAGAAAUAAUUAAAUGAUGUGUGAGCCGACGAUACCUCUGGCGGACAGGACAGACGCCGUCCCGGAAGUGGUUGACAACUUUUAGACGCUGCCGAAAAGCUCUCGACCCUGCGGGAAAAGGUGCAGGUUCUUCCGUUCGGAGCUUAUGUAUAAACGUAACCGGAAACGAUCCCAAGGCAACUUCGGUUCGUUCUCCAAAAGUAGUGAGCUGUAAAAUGCUUUAAAAGUAACCUGAAAGCUUAAACUUGAUGAUAUAAAUAUACAAAAUGAGGCAUUUAUUUUAUCACGACACUUGAAUCUAUAUGUAAUGUAUAUGAAACCCCUAAAAAACAACACAAAUCAUGUUAUUUUUAAACAUUUUAACGCAAUGAAGUGCAACCACACCUUCAUUCGGACACAGAGAACAAAGAGAACAAAACUACGUUUAAACGGCAAAAACUAAAUGCAAUCAAACGAAUAAUUUGGUUGAAACCAACAGAGAAUAACGACCACAACCAAUAAGAACGAGUGUAAAGCAACUUGAACCAAAAAGAAAAAAAAACAACAUCACAAAAAACAAGUCAAUCCAAUCAGACUAGAAAUUUGACUAUAACUUCUUCGCGCGAGUGUGUAUGUUUGGAAGCAAAUUGGCCUUUGGUUCGUGGAAUUCUGGCCACCAAUUUUCCAUCCCGGGGCCGAACCGAACCAAAGGUCAAUCGAAAACGUACAGAAAAUAACAACAACAAAAAAACAUUGACACAAACAAAAGAAAUCAAAGGCUCAGCCAAAGUAAAAGUGUUUUCCAACUAAAAAAAAGUGGGCUAGAGCAGAUAAAUUUCGAUUGAUAAGAAUUAGAAUAGAAAAAACAAUACACAGACAAUAUGCAAACAAAAACUUGAGCAAAUGAAAAGAUAACUGACAUUAAAAAGCUACAGAUUAAAGUAACACAACAAACUAAUCAUCUUUGGGCUAAAUUUCAACGAUAAAGUUCUGAGUAAUGAAUCUAGCUUAACAGUCUCUAAACUAGUGGAUAACCAAUUCCAGUGGAUAAAAUCGUAAUUGAGAUAACCAGUGCAUUGAUAACAUCUGGAUGAGAGCAUAUUUAUCAAUUAAUAAAAAACAAAAUCAAAAUACAGUUCGUCAAAGAAAGCAACAACUGCUCUUAAAGAAAGAGUAAAUGAAGUUUAAUAAAAAUCAUCUCAAUUAUUUCACAUGCUUCUACAAAGUUAGUUUAAACUAUUAUUUAAGACAAAUUGUUUGGUUCCUUGAAAACACAAAAAAAAAAACACAGAUAACAUCACUGUGUGCAUACGUUAUGAAGACGAUAACCAUUCCAAAAUUAGUACCAUUUAAUGGAAGCAUAUACACAAAUAUAUAUAUUUAUUGAAAUCCUUGUCUCAAAAUUUCAACUAUCAAAUUACACAGAAAAAAUAACAAAACAAGCAAAAAAAUAUAUAUUAUAUUCCACAACCAAAACUCUAUGAUCGCAUAGAACAAAAUAAACAAAUCAAUGAGUGUAGUAUUUCUGCAAGGUUGGCGUUUUUCUUUUAAGUUUUCUGGUUUUCCGAAAUAAAGUGUGUUGUACAGAGAAGCGGA
Messenger RNA from Culex pipiens pallens (northern house mosquito), 3483 nucleotides. RefSeq lists its product as uncharacterized. Lineage: Eukaryota; Metazoa; Arthropoda; Insecta; Diptera; Culicidae. The record is from RefSeq and is a predicted model, not a curated record. Gene Ontology annotation, biological process: regulation of hormone secretion; neuropeptide signaling pathway. Bases 276 to 1019 code for a protein of 247 amino acids. The transcript is spliced from 3 exons. Gene Ontology annotation, cellular component: secretory granule. Gene Ontology annotation, molecular function: enzyme regulator activity.